Molecule: messenger RNA, 930 nt
Organism: Sphenostylis stenocarpa
Lineage: Eukaryota; Viridiplantae; Streptophyta; Magnoliopsida; Fabales; Fabaceae
Source: the annotation of a GenBank genome assembly
AUGGAAGAGGAAAGAGAAAAGCGUUGUCGUUAUCGUCGGUGGAGAGAUAGAUGCAGGAACACCUUUCGAAGGAAGCAAAGAAUGCCGUCGCAAAUUUCGCACCAAGCCACCGAGUCACGCUGUCCAACUUCGACUGUCCGAGCACGCUCCUUCUUCUCCCCCGUCUAUCUGAACGAACAAUUUGAUUCUUUGCAAAAGUUGAGUGAAGAGGCAACAACAAUGGCAAACGUUUCAAUUCCACUCCCACGAAACGGUUUCUCCAUACCCAAUUACACAACCAAACGCCAAUCUUUCACCCCUUCACUCAGGAUUUCUUGUUCUGGUGUAGCCGAGUCAGAUGGAUCUCAUCAAAAUAUGGGAGGUUUAUUUAGUUUCAAUGCAAUGAAGGGCGUGGCCUGUGGUAUUCUUGCAGCUUGUACUGUUACUUCUGCUGCAUUUCCCGUUACUGCUGCUAACCAGAGACUUCCCCCAUUGUCAACUGAGCCUAAUCGCUGUGAGCGUGCAUUUAUUGGCAACACAAUUGGUCAGGCGAAUGGUGUAUAUGAUAAACCACUAGAUCUCCGGCAAUGUGAUUUCACAAAUGAAAAAUCCAACCUGAAGGGGAAGUCCCUGUCUGCAGCACUCAUGUCAGAUGCUAAGUUUGAUGGUGCUGACAUGUCGGAAGUUAUAAUGUCAAAGGCUUACGCUGCUGGUGCCAGCUUUAAAGGGGUGGACUUCUCAAAUGCAGUCUUGGACCGUGUGAACUUCGAGAAAGCUGAUCUUGAAGGAGCUGUAUUUAGGAACACAGUGUUAUCGGGCUCCACCUUUAAUGAAGCUAAGCUGGACAAGGCAGUUUUCGAGGACACUAUUAUUGGUUACAUUGACCUCCAGAAACUAUGCACAAAUAAGUCCAUCGGUGAUGAAGGGAGAGCUGAACUAGGAUGUCGAUGA